GAGUCCCUUCGUGCAGCUACUACGCCCAUAAAUAAUACCACCUUUGCCCCGCCUUUCUUUCUACUCUAGUUGCGAGAAAUUGGCAACUUCUUUACGGCAUCCUUCUUUGAGUGCUCCUCCUCACAAGACAUCUCCAGCACUUAUCACCAACAACAAAAGCCCCACGCUUCAUCUACACAGCCAUUAUGUCCACGGAUAAUGAAGCCGUCUCCUUCUCCGCUCGCGAGAUGCAAACCCUCGCUCUCGCCUGGCAAUGCAUGGAAACUGAGCCUAAGAUCGACUACACCAAAUUAGCUCGCCUAGCCGGCUACACCGAAGGCUCAGCUAAAGUCACUCUUGGAAACAUUAAACGUAAAAUGAAAAUACACGCAUCCGGUCUCGAGGCCAACUCCGCCCCAACCACCCCCAAGAAACCUGCCACCGGCACCGGCAAGACUCCGAAGAGCUCCGGCAAGCGUGCUGCCUCCGGCGCCACUUCUGGGGAGUCUCUAAGCAAGCGCGGGAAGAAGGUUGCCACUGGCGGUGCUGGUAAGAAGGGUAAGGGCAGGGUCGAGGAUGAGGAGGACGAUGAAGAGGAGUUCAAGGCCCCAAAGAUCAAGGAUGAGGAGGUGGGAGAUCUGGAGAGGGGUGCGCGAGAGUUCUACGAGGCUGCAAUGCGGAAUAAUAGUCAAGGCUACCAUCUCGGUAUUGGCGGUGGAGAUGGCGAUGGCAUUAACGAUGAGCUGGGCGAGUAGUUGGAAGAAUAGGUGGACUCCGUCCUAGAGCAUAAAGUUGGUCAGGCUGUGAUUUGGGAUGAAUGGUAUGGAACGGUGUGCUUCCUGGAUUGCUGGGGUGGUGUAAC
Messenger RNA from Lindgomyces ingoldianus, 841 nucleotides. RefSeq lists its product as uncharacterized. Lineage: Eukaryota; Fungi; Ascomycota; Dothideomycetes; Pleosporales; Lindgomycetaceae. The transcript has 2 exons. The coding region runs from base 186 to 734 and encodes 182 amino acids. The record is from RefSeq and is a predicted model, not a curated record.